AUGGUUUGCUAUUCACUUGAUCCAGAAAACCCCACAAGAUCACGCACAUCAAGAGGUUCAACUCUUCGUGCUCACUUUAAGAACACUCGUGAAACUGCCCAGGCCAAUACGUGUGUGCGUAUCCGAAAAGCCACCAAGUAUCUGAAGGAUGUCACUAUAAAGAAGCAACGUGUGCCAUUCUGUCGUUACAAUGGCGGAGUUGGUAGGUGUGCCCAGGCCAAACAGUGGGGCUGGACGCAGGGUCGGUGGCCCAAAAAAAGUGCUGAAUUUUUACUGCACAUGCUCAAAAAUGCAGAGAGUAAGGCUGAACUUAAGGGCGUAGAUGUAGAUUCUCUGGUCAUUGAGCAAAUCCAGGUGAACAAAGCCCGCACAAUGCAGUGCAGGACUUACAGAGCUCGUGGUCAGACCAAGCCAUACACGAGCUCUCCCUGCCACACUGAGAUGGGCCUUACUGAAAAAGAACAGAUUGUUCUUAAACCAGAAGAGGAGGCUGCACAGAAGAAAAAGAUAUCCCAGAAGAAACUGAAGAAACAGAAACUUCUGGCCCGGGAAUAAA
Lagenorhynchus albirostris (white-beaked dolphin) is the source of this 556-nucleotide messenger RNA. RefSeq names its product large ribosomal subunit protein uL22-like. Lineage: Eukaryota; Metazoa; Chordata; Mammalia; Artiodactyla; Delphinidae. The transcript has a single exon. Bases 1 to 555 code for a protein of 184 amino acids. Gene Ontology annotation, biological process: cytoplasmic translation. Gene Ontology annotation, molecular function: structural constituent of ribosome. Gene Ontology annotation, cellular component: cytosolic large ribosomal subunit; ribosome. The record is from RefSeq and is a predicted model, not a curated record.